GACCAGACCUUGGUCUUCAUCUCACGCUUCUUUGUCCCGCAUUUCACGCUUCUGCAGUUACACUCACUACUAUCUCUCCGCCACUGUAGUGGCGCGUGCGUCUCAACCGCCGCGUUUCUCCCGCAUUUUCUACGGCGGAUCUUCCUACCGUACUGUGAAUGAAGGUUUUGCAUUGAUUUGAUUCGCAUUUGUCUGCAGCUGUAGAAGAGAGCACAUACAAUGAGUUCUAAAAGAGGGGGUGGGAGAUCUUUGCCUAUAGCCAACAAUGAUAUGUCCAAAGGGAAAAGCAUAACCGAAUCUCAUCCAAAAAUUGAGCAGUUGACUCAGGGUAUUGCUGACACUAAGCUAGAUUCAGGACAAGAUAAUGGUGAGUGGGAGGUAUAUGCAAGGAAAUCCAAGAACAGAGCUGGAAGCAGUGCUACAAAACCAUGGGGGGGCCCAGCCCAUAAUUCUAAUCCUAGGGCAUGGGGGAAUACUGAUACAGUCCAAAAGUCAAGCAUUCAGAGUCAUGGUGGAGUAGGAAGAGCUUCUGGAAAUCCCUGGCAGACACAAAAUGCUAACUUUAGGAGACCAGCAGGCAGAGGAAAUGGAAAGCCCCAGUUCGCAACAAGUGGAUAUGAAAGCAACAAUGUGACUCCAAAUCCUUUAAUUCGGCCUCCACUGGAGCAUGGCUGGAAUUGGCAAUCUAGAGCUGGUGCAAUGCAGUCCAAUGUAAAGGCUGAAAUUAUGCCAGAGGACCUGGAAAAGAAUAAUGAUGUUGAUGAUGAUGAUGACGAGGAGGAGGAGGAGGACUCUGAUGCUACAGAGGAUACUGAUGAUGAUCUAAUGAGUGAUGACUAUGAGUCAGACACUAGUCAAAAGAGCCAUGAGACACGCAAGAAGAACAAAUGGUUUAGGAAAUUCUUUGAGAUUUUGGAUGGCCUGACUGUUGACCAGAUAAAUGAACCAGAAAGACAGUGGCAUUGUCCAGCUUGUAAAGGUGGUCCUGGUGCUAUUGAUUGGUACAAAGGCCUGCAGCCCCUGGUGACACAUGCCAAAACAAAAGGAUCAAAAAGGGUGAAAAUCCACAGGGAGCUUGCUGUCCUUUUGGAUGAGGAAUUGCGCAGAAGGGGUACUUCAGUAAUUCCAGCUGGAGAAGUAUUUGGUAAGUGGAAAGGUUUAAAAGAUGAAGAGAAAGAUCAUGAAAUUGUUUGGCCUCCGAUGGUUGUAAUUCAGAAUACAAAGCUUGAACAGGAUGAAAAUGAUAAGUGGAUAGGUAUGGGUAACCAAGAACUUCUUGAUUAUUUUAGCACAUAUGCUGCUGUGAAAGCACGACACUCUUAUGGCCCACAGGGUCAUCGUGGGAUGAGUGUUUUGAUAUUUGAAGCCUCAGCUGGUGGAUAUCUAGAGGCAGAGCGUCUGGACAAGCAUUUUGCAGAGCAAGGAACUGAUAAAGAUGCUUGGUUUAAUCGCCGUAUUUUAUAUCUCCCUGGGGGGAAUCGCCAGCUCUAUGGAUACAUGGCUACUAAAGAAGACCUCGACUUUUUCAAUAAGCAUUGCCAAGGUAAAUCUAGGCUCAAAUAUGACAUGAGAUCAUAUCAGGAGAUGGUUGUACACCAAAUUCGUCAAAUGAGUGAGGACAACCAGCAACUUCUCUAUUUUAAGAACAAGGCUGUCAGAGGAGCAAAACACACAAAAGCUCUUGAAGAAUCUAUUGGUAUAAUGUCUGAGAGGCUGCGGAAGACAAUGGAGGAAAACCGCAUUGUGAGGCGGAGAACUAAAAUGCAACAUGAAGAGACCAAAGAAGAGAUGUAUAUGCAAGAACAAUUUUUCAAGGACCAGAUCAAAAUCAUUCAUGAUUCAAGGAAUGCAAAGGAAGAAGAUUUUGAGAGGUUGCAGCAGGAGGAACGUGAGAAGGUGAAGCAGUCAAACACUGGCCCUUUAAAUACUGAGGAAUGGAGGCUCAAGGCGGAUGAGUAUCUAAAAUUUGUUGAGGUCCAAGAUAAAGAAAUGGAGCACUUUGUUACUGAAAAGGAGUUACUAUAUCGUGUACAUGCAGAGAGUAUUGUUGCAAUGAAGCGGAGGCAUUGGGAGGAAGAGGUGCUGUUGGAGAAGAAGUUUGAUGAGGAACUAGCCAAACUCAUGGAAAAGUACUCCCCAUCUCACCCAGAUGAUAAGUCCAAUGGAAUCUAAUGGUGGGGUGUUGCACAGACCCGUACAAACAGAUAAACACAGCCAAACAGGUAGAGAAAAUAAAUAGUGCCCACACAUCAGCUUUCUAGAGAUUUGGAGUUUGAAAAUCAAGUAUCUUAUUUUCUAUUCUAUACUUCUAUAGUAUCUAUUGACAUUUAGUACAUAUCUGGAGAUUGAAACCUAGUUGAAGUUUGAAAUGGUGGUGCAUGGUUGUAUGAAUGACUUGAGAAUUUUCAAAUUGGAUGUCUAGAUUUUACAAAUUGAAGUUGCGAUACUCGGCAUGGAUGCACAUGAGUUAUUUAGGAUGUGAUUUUACAAUAAAUGCUGGCAAAUUCAUUAGG
Abrus precatorius (Indian licorice) is the source of this 2513-nucleotide messenger RNA. RefSeq names its product protein SUPPRESSOR OF GENE SILENCING 3. Bases 220 to 2172 code for a protein of 650 amino acids. The transcript has 7 exons. Gene Ontology annotation, biological process: regulatory ncRNA-mediated gene silencing; defense response to virus. The record is from RefSeq and is a predicted model, not a curated record. Lineage: Eukaryota; Viridiplantae; Streptophyta; Magnoliopsida; Fabales; Fabaceae.